Molecule: messenger RNA, 2990 nt
Organism: Dipodomys spectabilis (banner-tailed kangaroo rat)
Lineage: Eukaryota; Metazoa; Chordata; Mammalia; Rodentia; Heteromyidae
Gene: Aldh1l1
Product: aldehyde dehydrogenase 1 family member L1
Exons: 23
Coding region: 102-2810 (902 amino acids)
Biological process (GO): one-carbon metabolic process; biosynthetic process; 10-formyltetrahydrofolate catabolic process
Cellular component (GO): cytoplasm
Molecular function (GO): aldehyde dehydrogenase (NAD+) activity; formyltetrahydrofolate dehydrogenase activity
Source: RefSeq, a predicted model, not a curated record
CUGGCUACGACCUCUGUCCCGUCCCGGGUCCGCUGGGAUCGGAUCUCAGAAGCCGCGCUCCCCGCUCCCCGUGCCCGUUCUCUUUGGCUCCUUCCACUGCCAUGAAGAUCGCAGUGAUUGGGCAGAGCCUGUUUGGCCAGGAGGUCUACUGCCACCUGAGGAAGGAGGGCCACGAGGUGGUGGGCGUGUUCACCAUCCCAGACAAAGAUGGGAAGGCAGACCCCCUGGGUCUGGAGGCUGAGAAGGAUGGAGUGCCGGUGUUCAAGUUCCCCCGCUGGCGGGCACGAGGACAGGCUCUUCCUGAUGUAGUGGCCAAGUACCAGGCUUUGGGUGCUGAGCUCAACGUCCUGCCCUUCUGCAGCCAGUUCAUCCCCAUGGAGGUGAUCAACGCCCCCCGUCAUGGCUCCAUCAUCUACCACCCAUCUCUACUGCCCAGGCACAGAGGGGCUUCUGCCAUCAACUGGACCCUCAUUCAUGGAGAUAAGAAAGGGGGCUUUACCAUCUUCUGGGCCGAUGAUGGUUUGGACACGGGGGAUCUUCUACUCCAGAAGGAGUGUGAGGUGCUCCCGGAUGACACCGUGAGCACCUUGUACAACCGCUUCCUCUUCCCCGAAGGCGUCAAAGGGAUGGUGCAGGCUGUGAGGCUGAUUGCCGAGGGCAAAGCCCCCCGAUUCCCUCAGCCUGAGGAAGGAGCUACCUAUGAAGGAAUUCAGAAGAAGGAAACAGCCAAGAUCGACUGGGCGCAGCCAGCAGAGGCCAUUCACAACUGGAUCCGAGGGAAUGACAAGGUGCCGGGUGCCUGGACGGAGGCCUGUGGACAGAAGCUGACAUUUUUCAACUCAACAUUGAACACGGCAGGCCUGGUGCCUGAGGGAGAAGCCUUGCCCAUCCCGGGAGCCCAUCGGCCAGGCGUGGUCACUAAAGCAGGACUCAUUCUGUUUGGGAAUGAUGACAGAAUGCUGCUGGUGAAGAAUAUCCAGCUGGAAGACGGUGGGAUGAUCCCAGCCUCGCACUUCUUCAAGGGAGCAGCCAGCAGUGCCCUUGAACUGACGGAGGCAGAGCUGCUCACGGCAGAGGCUGUGCGGAGUGCUUGGAAGAGGAUCCUCUCCAACGUGCCAGAAAUCGAAGACACCACAGAUUUCUUUAAGUCGGGGGCUGCAUCUGUGGACAUUGUGAGGCUGGUGGAGGAAGUGAAGGAGCUGUGUGACGGCCUGGAGUUGGAAAAUGAAGAUGUUUACAUGGCCACUACCUUUGGGGCCUUCAUCCAGCUCCUGGUCAGGAAGCUGCGGGGGGAGGAUGAGGAGAGCGAGUGCGUCAUCGACUAUGUAGAGUGUGCUGUGAACAAGCUGACUCUCCAAAUGCCCCACCAGCUCUUCAUCGGGGGCAUGUUUGUGGAUGCCGAGGGCAACAAGACCUAUGAUACCAUCAACCCGACUGACGGAAGUGUCAUCUGCCAGGUGUCCCUGGCUCAGGUCAGCGAUGUUGACAAGGCAGUGGCUGCAGCGAAGGAGGCCUUUGAGAAUGGACUGUGGGGGAAGAUCAACGCCAGGGACCGGGGCCGGCUCCUAUACAGGUUGGCAGAUCUCAUGGAGCAGCACCAGGAAGAGUUGGCCACCAUCGAGGCCCUGGAUGCAGGUGCUGUCUACACACUGGCCCUGAAGACCCACGUGGGCAUGUCCAUCCAAACCUUCCGCUACUUUGCCGGCUGGUGCGACAAGAUCCAGGGCUCCACCAUCCCCAUUAACCAGGCCAGACCCAACCGCAACCUGACCUUGACCAGGAAGGAGCCUAUCGGGGUCUGUGGCAUUGUCAUCCCGUGGAACUACCCCCUCAUGAUGCUGUCCUGGAAGACAGCGGCCUGCCUGGCAGCAGGGAACACGGUGGUGAUCAAGCCAGCCCAGAUGACCCCACUCACAGCCUUGAAGUUUGCAGAACUGACAUUGAAGGCUGGCAUUCCUAAGGGCGUGAUCAACAUCCUUCCUGGAUCUGGCUCGCUCACUGGCCAGAGACUCUCAGAUCACCCCGAUGUGAGGAAAAUUGGGUUCACAGGCUCCACCGAGGUGGGAAAGCACAUCAUGAAAAGCUGCGCCCUGAGCAAUGUGAAGAAGGUCUCCCUGGAGCUGGGCGGGAAGUCACCCCUCAUCAUCUUUGCGGAUUGUGACCUAGGCAAGGCUGUGCAGAUGGGGAUGAGCUCCGUGUUCUUCAACAAAGGGGAGAACUGCAUUGCGGCUGGGCGGCUCUUCGUGGAGGACUCCAUCCAUGACGAGUUUGUGCGGAAGGUGGUGGAGGAGGUUGGAAAGAUGAAGAUCGGCAAUCCCCUGGACAGGGACACCAACCACGGGCCACAGAACCACCAGGCCCACCUGAGGAAGCUGGUGGAAUACUGCCAGCGUGGCGUGGAGGAAGGGGCCACGCUGGUCUGCGGAGGGAAACAAGUCCCUCGCCCAGGCUUCUUCUUUGAGCCAACUGUGUUCACGGAUGUGGGGGACCACAUGUUCAUUGCCAAGGAGGAGUCCUUUGGGCCCAUCAUGAUCAUCUCUCGGUUCGCUGACGGGGACAUGGACACUGUGCUGUCACGGGCCAACGCCACAGAGUUCGGCCUGGCCUCUGGCGUUUUCACCCGGGACAUCAACAAGGCCCUCUAUGUCAGCGACAGGCUCCAGGCAGGCACUGUGUUUGUCAACACCUACAACAAGACCGAUGUGGCUGCUCCCUUUGGAGGAUUCAAGCAGUCUGGAUUUGGCAAAGACCUAGGUGAGGCCGCCCUGAAUGAGUAUCUCCGCAUCAAGACGGUGACUAUUGAAUACUAGUGCCAGGACUCCGUGAGAGGAAAGGCCGCAGCCACGCACCCUCUCCACGCCUGCUACCUUCACACCCCAACCCAGUGUGCACCGCCACUGCGUGGGCACGGGAGGCUUCUGCCAGCACUGUGUUGGGACAGACGGGCCGAAUGAGGAGUGGUCCCAGAGCAAAUAAAGACUUGGAGCAGA